AGCAUCUUGCAGCUGACUAUAAACAUACGCGAGUAGUCCUUCGCUUUGCACGGUGAAAAUAAAUUGCUAGAAAUGUCCUCCAAUCAUCGAAUAGUGUGCUACUACGGUAGCUGGUCGGUGUAUCGACCAGACGCGGGCAAGUUCGACGUCAGCUUCAUCGAUCCGCAUCUUUGCACUCAUCUGGUCUACACUUUCGUCGGCAUACAGGAAGACGGCGAGGUGCACAUCCUCGACCCCUGGAACGAUCUGCCGGACAACGGAGGUAAGGAUGGUUUUCGCAAAUUCAACGACUUGAAGAAGGACAAUCCCGCGCUGAAGACGAUGGUGGCGAUCGGUGGCUGGAACGAGGGAUCGUCCAAGUACUCGCAUGUGGCAAAGAGCGAGGCUCUGAGAGAAAAGUUUGCCGAUAACGCCGUGGCUUUCGUCAAGAAAUACGGUUUCGACGGUUUCGACAUGGAUUGGGAAUAUCCGUGCCAGCGAGGCGGAUGCUCGGAUGACAAGAAAAAUUUCGUCUUGCUGCUGCGAGCAUUGCGUCGACGCUUCAGUCAGGAAAAUUUGAUACUCAGCGCAGCCGUGGCUUCGGCUGAAUUUUCGGCCGAAAAAUCCUACGAGAUCGAGCAGGUCGUGAAAGAGCUGGACUUUGUCAACGUCAUGUGCUAUGAUUUACACGGUGCUUGGGAUAAAAAAACCGGUAUAAAUGCGCCGCUCUAUGCUGGUUCUUGGGAAAACGAAAGCGAGAAGAAGCUCAAUGUGGAUGCGUGCAUCGAUUAUUGGUUGUCUCAGGGCGCACCGGCGGCCAAAAUCAACCUGGGCGUGCCGUUUUACGGUCGCGGCUUCACUCUGGCCGAUUCGCAGGUCAACGGCAUCGGCGCCACGGCCUGGUCGCCCUCGAACGCCGGUCCCUAUACCCGCGAAGCCGGCAUGCUCGGCUAUAACGAGAUCCUGGAAAAAUUGAAGAGCGGCGACUGGAGCGUGCAUCGGAGCGACGAGCAACGCGUGCCGUACGCCGUCAGUGGAAAUCAAUGGGUUGGCUACGACGACGAGCAGUCAUUGCAGGAAAAAGCUGAGUAUAUUAAGAAGCGGGCACUCGGUGGUGUGAUGAUUUGGAGCAUCGAAACAGACGAUUUUCGCGGAACAUGCGGCGAUAAGUUUCCACUGCUGUCCACGUUCAAUAAGCACUUGUUGAAAGAUGAAACAAAUGUUGGUUAUUGCAACGUCGUGUGACGUCGCGAAGAAAAUAUGCUUUUAAUUUUUCUUGAAAAAGA
This is a messenger RNA of Trichogramma pretiosum, 1265 nucleotides long. Its product is annotated as acidic mammalian chitinase-like. The record is from RefSeq and is a predicted model, not a curated record. Lineage: Eukaryota; Metazoa; Arthropoda; Insecta; Hymenoptera; Trichogrammatidae. Gene Ontology annotation, cellular component: extracellular region. Gene Ontology annotation, biological process: carbohydrate metabolic process; chitin catabolic process. Gene Ontology annotation, molecular function: chitinase activity; chitin binding. Bases 73 to 1224 code for a protein of 383 amino acids. The transcript has 5 exons.